AUGCAGGUUGGAAAACGUUGUAUAGUUCGUACAAGUGGGCAAAAGCCUCGUUUUGCCAAAAUUGCAUACAUUGGACCGACACAUUUUGAUGCAAAACAAGAAGCUAGUCGGCCAAAUAAUUGGGUUGGAGUUAUUUAUGAGAAUCCAGAAGGGAAAAAUGAUGGAUCUUUGGACGGGAAAAGAUAUUUUACUUGUAGACCAAACUAUGGUGGAUUUGUUCUUCCAACAUCUAUAGAAGUUUUAGAGGAAGAUGGACAUUUUGUAAAUGAUCAAAAUGAUAAUGAGCAAAUUGAGGAAAUUUAA
Molecule: messenger RNA, 303 nt
Organism: Meloidogyne enterolobii
Lineage: Eukaryota; Metazoa; Nematoda; Chromadorea; Rhabditida; Meloidogynidae
Source: the annotation of a GenBank genome assembly